GUUGGCUACCUUGCUCAAGGGUGUCUUCUCAGUUGUGGUAUUGAAGGUGGGAGCGCUGGAUAUUCACUUCCCCACAACUACAAUCCUUCUGGACCGAAGAUUUGAACCCUCAAACUUCGCUUUACAAGUGCAACUCGCUAGCCGUUAGGCCACGACUGCCCCAUGACAGCCCUGAAAGAAUGUGGGUAACCAAACAUUUGCUGGUCCCCUUUGACUUCCAUAGGAUUUUUUUUCUCCAAACAAAAAAAGUCAAUGGGGACCAGCAAUGGUUUGGAUACCAACUUUCUUCACAAUAUCUUGUUUUGUGUUCAGCAGAAGAAAGGAAUUCAUACAGGUUUGAGACAACUUGAGGGAUCAUUAUGAGUGCCCUUUUGGAUUACGACCAUGACUAUCAUUAUCAUGACCAUGACAAUAGUUCCAACCACAGUGACUAUGACGACAAGGAUUUUCCAGACUUCCACACAGUUUGUGACAAACAAGAGGUUCGGUCUUUCGCUGGGAUCUUUUUGCCAGUCGUCUACACCAUCGCGUUGAUCCUGGGUCUGGCCGGAAACUCGCUGGUCAUCUUAGUUUACCUUUCCCACAAACGCUUACGGACGCUGACGGAUGUCUUCAUCCUCAACCUGGCCUUCGCAGACCUCCUCCUGCUCCUGACACUGCCUUUCUGGGCUGCAGAUGCAGUGAAUGGCUGGGAGAUUGGCACAGCAGCCUGCAAGAUCACUUCAGCUCUCUACACAACUAACUUCAGCUGUAGCAUGCUGCUGCUGGCCUGCAUUAGCAUAGACCGCUAUCGUGCAUUAGCCAGAGGCUCCACCACCGCCAACGCCCCAAGCAGGAGCAACGCCCGCAGGCAGAGGAUAAUCAUGUGCCUCAUGGUUUGGGGACUUGCCAUUGUCCUUGGAUUGCCAGAUAUGGUGUUCUACACCGUGAAGAAGCAGCACUCAAGUGAGCGUAAUGCCUGCCGGGCAGUUUACCCACACAGCAUGGCGCGGGCAGCUAAAGCAACUCUGGAAAUUCUGGAAGUGUCUCUGAGCUUUCUUCUGCCUUUCCUGGUGAUGAUGUUUUGCUAUUGCAGGGUUGGAAUUGUGUUGGGUGAAGCUGCAACAGCGGGUGUACGUGGUGGAAGGAGAUGGCGGGCUUUUCGGGUUUUAAUAGCAGUAGUGGGUGCAUUUCUGUUGACCCAGCUCCCCUAUAAUGUUGUAAAAUUAGUCAGAGCCCUGGAUGUGAUCUACAUUUUAGUGACAGAAUGUGAAGUGAGCAAAAACCUUGACCGGGCCAAUCAAAUCACUGAAAGUCUGGCCCUCACGCAUUGCUGCCUGAAUCCUGUGCUCUACGUCUUUAUUGGCUCAUCCUUCAAAAUGCAUGUUCUGAAGCUUGCCAAGCGCUGUGGGCAGACAGGAAGAGGGUACCGCCAUGGCAAUGAACAGCCCACUGUAGAGAUCUCCCUUAAGCCAGGCACACAAACUCACACUCACUCUUCAUCGGACAAUGAAGAUACGAGUACGUUCACCAUAUGACACCACAAUAAAUUUACAAUGAGGACUGCCAACUAUAUUCCAGGACAUUGUUUUAAAAAUAAUAACCAUUAACCGUCAUGUACAUGCUCAUUAAGUUUGAAGUAUAAUUCAGUUUUGAUGUGAUGGCUAGUGCAUGAGUACUAAGUUGAACACGUUUAUUUUUCUUUGUUAACUUACAUGAACACAGGCACUAAAAACAAACUCACUAGAAAGUUACAUUUUUGCUCAAUGUCUGCACCAUUUCCAGUCAUUUAAACUAGAGUUGCAGGUAUCUUUUAACCCUCUCAAAUAGGGAUGGGUCACAAUUUUCAAAUAUUCAAACAUAUAAUAUCAAAUUUGUUGUGCGAUUAUUGUCUAAAGAGUCCCCAUGUUUGCAAGAGAAAGUAUUGAAUUUAAUAAUUUUUGUAACUUGCUAUGAAACAGUUUCUCACCUCAGAAAAGCGCACUAUCCUGUCCUGCCAGAUGUUACACUGUAUUUGUAGCAUGCACUACCCUAUAGCACGCACGCACGCACGUGGCGUGGUGCUGUAUAUCACUUCACUAAAGCAUAAAAACUAAGAGCAUGCAACCCAUGAAUGAUAAAUCACAUAACUUGUACUGCGUGUGUUAGCUGGGAAGAAUUUGCAUUAAGGUAUGAUAUUCAUUCUAUUCAGUUUCCACGUUUCAUUAACAGUUCAUGUUAGUAGGCUUAUUGCAUAUCCACCAUGUUAUUUCUAUGAUCCAAAAAUACUUUGUGUCAUUUGGUAUAUGUUUAAAGACUGUGGUAGCUCAUACCAACUUAACUGUAUUAACAAAACAUUGUUUGGGACUGCUAUUUAAUAGUCUUGCCUUAUAGGCUCUUUCCUUAGUAUUAGUCAUAUUCUUCAACAGUCUUAAUUUUUGUGAAAUACAUUUGUUUUGUAUUAGUUUAAUAUAUAUAUAUGUAAGUGGGUCAUAUCAUGAUGACCAUCAAAAAAUGAAGCACCCAUCUAAAAAGCUAAGUACUUUGGCCUUAAGAUUAAUGCAUUAACCAAAAACAUUCCACUAUGACAUCUUUGAUUAGAUCUUUUGUUAUGUUUAAAGAUCAAAGUAUGCUGUUUAUCAGAAGACAUGCAUGGAAUCUAAGCCCACAGAAUUCCAUCGAAAACUUCACAGAAUCUAUCAUUAACAGCACUUGUGUUGUUUUGUUUUAGCUGCUAAUACUCUCUGCUAACAAACAAUAGUGUUAUUACUCAGUUUUAGCUAAUAAAAGUCCACAGAAUCCUCCAAAUCAGUUCAUUAACUAGGAAAAAUAGAUUCUAUGUGGGCAUAUUUAUCAGUUAUUAUAUUGACCACUUAUAGAAAGUGUAUAGUGAGCUCAGGGUUCUUGUGUAGAAAAGAUAUCCUGCAUACGUUACAUAUUUUGUAUAUUAUACAUCGCCAAUGUAAAUAUAUUUUUAGAUUAAAGCAUACUUUAUACACUUGGA
Molecule: messenger RNA, 2962 nt
Organism: Carassius gibelio (silver crucian carp)
Lineage: Eukaryota; Metazoa; Chordata; Actinopteri; Cypriniformes; Cyprinidae
Gene: ackr4b
Product: atypical chemokine receptor 4b
Exons: 2
Coding region: 360-1517 (385 amino acids)
Biological process (GO): immune response; G protein-coupled receptor signaling pathway; chemotaxis
Cellular component (GO): membrane
Molecular function (GO): chemokine binding; chemokine receptor activity; scavenger receptor activity
Source: RefSeq, a predicted model, not a curated record